GUCUGUUGUCUGGCUGUCAACACGGUGUGUAAACACCUCCAGCCACUGCGGGCGGCAGGACCGCGCAGCUCGCCUCUUGUCUUUGCCCCUGUCAUAACUCUGAAUGGGAAAGAGCCUGCGCGAUACUCCCGCGGCUGACACUGUUCAGAUAGAGUGCGGAAGAGGAGCCGGGCCGUUGCGCUUCCAUCGUAGCGGAGGACGGAGGCGGCUCAUCAAGCGCUGGUCGACGGCCAUGGCAGCAGCGACCGUCGCGGAGCCCGAUCCGGCGGCGAGCGAAGGCGGCGCCGACGCCGCCGCCUCCUCCGCCGCCGCCGCCGCCGCCGCCGCCGCGCUCUCCGGCGUCCAGGGCAGAGGCUGGGAUGAAUCUCAGCUCCGACAGUACGCGUUCCCGACCAAAGCCAUCCCGAGGCUGUCUCACACGGACCCCAGGGCAGAGCUGCUCAUCAACAACGAGGAACCGGUGGUUUUAACGGAUACAAACCUCGUGUAUCCAGCUCUCAAAUGGGACACCGCAUACCUCCAGGAGAACAUCGGCAACGGCGACUUCUCCGUUUACAUUGCGGAAAACCACAAGUUCCUCUACUACGACGAGAAGAAAAUGGCCAACUUCGAGGACUUUGUCCCCAAGUCGCGGCGCCUGGAGAUGAAGUUCUCCGAAUUUGUUGAUAAGAUGCGCGAGACGGAGGAAAUGGGAGGAGAGGAGCGAGUGUAUCUGCAGCAGACCCUGAAUGACACAGUGGGGAAGAAGAUAGUUGUUGACUUCCUCGGUUUCAACUGGAACUGGAUCAACAAGCAGCAAGCCAAGAGAAACUGGGGACAGCUGACUUCUAACCUGCUGCUCAUAGGCAUGGAGGGUAAUGUGACGCCGGCACAUUACGACGAGCAGCAGAACUUCUUCGCGCAAAUCAAAGGACACAAGAGAUGCAUCCUCUUCCCCCCGGACCAGUUCGAGUGUCUCUAUCCAUAUCCUGUGCAUCACCCCUGUGACCGGCAGAGCCAAGUGGAUUUUGAUAACCCAGACUAUGAGAGGUUUCCCAAUUUUAGAAAUGUUGUUGGCUACGAGGCCGUUGUGGGCCCAGGAGAUGUGCUCUACAUUCCUAUGUAUUGGUGGCAUCACAUUGAAUCACUGUUGGAUGGGGGAGUGACGAUCACUGUAAACUUCUGGUACAAAUUUGACUCCUUUGUCCAGGGCGCUCCGACACCCAAGAGGAUAGAAUACCCUCUGCGAGCUCAUCAGAAGGUGGCCAUCAUGCGAAAUAUCGAGAAGAUGCUGGGAGAGGCACUUGGAAACCCACAUGAAGUUGGACCUUUACUGAAGACAAUGAUCAAGGGGCGAUACGAACAGGAUCUCAGCUAGAGCCCCCCCACCCGCCCACCCAUAAAGCUGCUUACUAGACUGCUUUGGAAGCGGUCUGCGCGUGAAAGUGAGACCACUGCGCGUGUAAGGCGCUUUCCGACUCUGGAGCUACGCAUCACUUGCAUGGCAAUAAGCGGCCAUCUUGAAAUCAUUCUGCGUCAGUCGUCUCCGAGUGCCAUUGUCAUUGUAAAUAUCACAGUUACAGAAGAAGCACCUGCGUAACUCAUCGGAAUCCGCCCCCACAACUUGAAGAGUCUUUUUUGUGUGUGUGUGUGCCUCAAGUCUACAUAUAUUUAUGUGAUUCAGUGUUCUGUCAACAGUGUCAUGAUUCGAGCUGUGGGUGUAUUUGCUCACCCAGUCAGUGAACGCUGUGGGAUCGGUACCUUUUGAGCAUCCUCAAAAUUUUGACCACUAAUGGAUAAAUCAUAUAUACAGCAUUACAGUGUAUACAGGGAAUUUCUCAUACACAUUAAAAAAAUUUCAGUUGUUGCUUGAUAAGCAAAUGUGGGAAUGGCCAUAUUAUAUUCUGUCUUUAUCACAAAGACCGCUUUACAACUGAUUCAUAUCUGUAAAAAGAAAAAGGAAUGAAGAUAGGUUCCUUUAAGUGUCUUUGGCAUAAUACAUUUGUGUGUUCUGCAUUAUCUGGACGCAGGAGAGAUCAUGAUGGGGUCUUCUGUUGCAAAGAAGACGGAAUGGGCACAGUGAUAAAACAACGGUGAUGGAAAAUGUUUAAAAAAAUAUAUGUUGGAGUGCAGCGGCUUAUGUGUUCAGAUGAAGGAAUAUGUGAUGGCUUGCUGCUACAUUAUUUUAUCAGAGUAACUGCUUUUUGCUUUGUUUAUGCUCUUUGCCCGUUUUAUGUUUCAAGGACUUCAUUGGACGUGUCCUCCUGCCGACCAGUAAUAGGUCGGGGGAGCACUGAAAACUGAAAUGCAUACCGCGAUUUUAGUUGUAAAUAUAACUCUUAAGAAUUAAAUGAAAAUACAAGUCACUUUUUUGGGGGGGGGGGGGGGGUCUUCUCAAGAGUAAUUACAGAUGAUGUUUUCUUGAACACGGUUAAAACCGUUACGAGUGUAAAAGUGCUUAAAUCAUAGAUUUGUGUUAAAAAUGUGAUUGACUGAAUUCACCAGCAGGGCCGUCUGCUGGAACCAUGUAUGUUCACCCAUUACAGUCCAACACAAGGCACCAUCUAGUGUUCACGUUUGCAGUUGCAUGUUAAGCUUGAUGUAUUCGGUCCAUGCACUAUACUCAAUAUUCAUUAUGUCGUAUAACAUGCAGCAGGUCUGGGAUUAAAUGACACUGCAUGGUGUACAUAAGUCCAAUUCUUCACGUAUAAUCACUACAGAUCCUCAGAAAUGAACUCGUCCUCACAUCGCAGCAGCCAUAUUCUGAAGACCUUGAAGUCAGAGCAGCUUGAAAUGUGUCUCUGGAAAGUGCGCCCUGAUGUCGAACUGCAGUUAACAAAAGGGAAGAAUAAAUUCAUAUGCUGUGCUGUAUUUGGCAAACUGGUAGAUUGGCAUCAAGUCGUAUGCAGCUUUGACUGCCUGUGUCAUUGGAGGAAAUCAGAUUAGUGAUGUACAGAAGAGAAUAACGGCCGAGCACUUAAUUCAACAGGAACACACUGGGUUUUUUUCAAGGCUUAUGUUCUGAUCGAGGCUCAACUUUUACACUGCAGAGAAUAAUGAACAUCUGUAUUUCUUACAAACGGGCACAAUGAUCGAUCAGCGCUGCUUCACGUCGCGUGGAACACGUGUUUUCGUCUCUCUUCUACUGCUACGUUAACCCUGUUUACUGUGUGUGCCUUGCUUAACGUGUGUAUGGGAACGAAAAGUCGCAAGAAUAUGAUUUAUUUGUAUUUUUAUGGUUUUCCACUCUGACAUUAAACAGCUUUAACAGGUGAGUGACGAGAGGCAUGUUUUCAUUGAUGGAUGCUGGUUUUCUGCUUUGAACAUACAGUGUGUGUGUUUACCUUGUUCCUCUGAUUAAAGUUUGUUUGCAAACUUC
Molecule: messenger RNA, 3358 nt
Organism: Scophthalmus maximus (turbot)
Lineage: Eukaryota; Metazoa; Chordata; Actinopteri; Pleuronectiformes; Scophthalmidae
Gene: hif1an
Product: hypoxia inducible factor 1 subunit alpha inhibitor
Exons: 8
Coding region: 104-1357 (417 amino acids)
Biological process (GO): negative regulation of Notch signaling pathway; peptidyl-aspartic acid hydroxylation
Cellular component (GO): cytoplasm; nucleus
Molecular function (GO): peptidyl-histidine dioxygenase activity; [protein]-asparagine 3-dioxygenase activity; ankyrin repeat binding
Source: RefSeq, a predicted model, not a curated record